Messenger RNA from Bactrocera neohumeralis, 2674 nucleotides. RefSeq lists its product as uncharacterized. Lineage: Eukaryota; Metazoa; Arthropoda; Insecta; Diptera; Tephritidae. The transcript has 4 exons. The coding region runs from base 709 to 1491 and encodes 260 amino acids. The record is from RefSeq and is a predicted model, not a curated record.
GCUAUGAACAAAUAAAAAAAUCAGCCUUAAGCUAAAUGCAGUAGCUGCACCCAAACGGGAAUGGACCAAAGAUAGACGCGUUGAUCGCACCAACAGACGAUUAACUCGUGUGCCAGAUAAGAGUGGGAGAGAAGUGUAGGGAAACUGAAAGUCACUGUACAAAAGCCUAUGGCUGAUACAAAAUGCUAGUCUCUUGUUAUUGUUGUCAUUGCCUCAAGUAAUGCAGUGCAAACGAGUAUUCGUAAACAAAGCAUAGAAGACUGAACUUGUGAUUUAGCAAUUUGGUUGUCUACGCCGUGCUCCCCUGCUGGUCAUUUUGUGUGAUAUUACGCACUGUUAAGACAACUGCAUUUGUGGGAUACAUAUUUUAGUUGAACUUACGUUACAACUUUUUUAGAUUCACAUCAUCAAGUUACGCACUGCCAUUACUACUAGAGAUCUUAGCGGUAUAAAAAAUAUAGCGUAUUCGAUUAGUCCUGCAACAAAUACAAAAGCAGAUCGGCAUUAGCACAGUCUGCGUCCACAAUAAAAUUAAAAUAAAUAGUAAUUACUAUAAACAUAUAUUUAAGAACUUGCAAUCCACAUUGGGUAGCAUUGUUGUUAAAAGAAAAAAAAUUAACGCAACGAGUGAAGCAUACAAAAUUUCAGUUUGUAAGUUUACCAAAUACUUUUGAGGGUAAAGCGCAUAAAGGUACACCAAGCACAAUAAUGUCAAAUAACUAUCAGCACCACAAUAAUUAUCGCGGCUCAAGCACAUCACAACAGAUGAAUGGUCUACGGCCACAUCACCUGCAGAACGGUGAUUGUGGCGACGAUGGUGAUUGCUAUCGCCGCGGUGGUGGCUCAAAUCGCCUCACAAAUGGUUAUAGUGUGAAGCCGUUGGACAAUGUGGCGGUGCCUGACAUGUGCAUAUUUUGUUUUGAGGUGCUUGACUGUGAGCUGAACAAUGUAGAAGCGCCUGGUACGCCCAAAUUCACAAAUGAUGCUUACCCAUUAUUUGUAACUUGGAAAACAGGGCGUGAUAAGCGAUUACGUGGUUGUAUUGGUACGUUCAGUGCCAUGCAUUUGCACAAUGGACUUCGUGAAUAUGCAUUAACGAGUGCUUUAAAGGAUUCGCGCUUUGCGCCCAUCGCUAGGGAAGAGCUACCCAAAUUGACUGUGUCGGUGUCGAUAUUGCAAAAUUUCGAAGAAGCACACGGGUAUCUCGACUGGACAUUAGGCGUACAUGGCAUACGUAUUGAAUUUUUGAAUGAACGUGGUUACAAGAGGACUGCUACUUAUUUGCCACAAGUGGCUACUGAACAAGGUUGGGAUCAAACCCAAACUAUAGACUCUCUACUCAGGAAGGGGGGCUACCGUGCAGCAAUCACCCCGGAAACUCGAAAAUCAAUCAAAUUGACGCGUUAUCGUUCGCAAGAAAUUCAAAUGAACUAUAAAGAGUAUCGUGAAGUGUUGGAACGUCGGGCGCAAUAUGGCAAAGUACAAUGCUAACAAACACCGAAAAUGCGUUUCAAACAACACCAGCAAAUCUUAAUGCAGCAACAGAAACAAUUUCAGUUACAACAACAACAAAAACAGACUACAAACACUACAAAUAUAAUGACGUUGUCAAAACAAAACUUUCAAAAUCCGCAUCAACGCAAGUCAUACGUUGGUGUACAACAACAACAAUUACCGACUAUACCACAUAAUAGAUAUUAUCAUUAUUAUAAUUCUUAUUAUCUAUAGUUUAUAGCUAUACAAAAAAGAAAGCGUCGCGCCAAUGCUAACUACAAAAACAAAAACAUUAACAAAAAGCAUAAUGACGAUAGCAAAUAACAACUGCUGGGUCAGCAAUAAACGCGUUUUCCAAAACAAUAAUAAUUUUCUGAUAAAAAAAAACAUAUAUUAAUAACAAUAAUGGUACAUAUUUAUGUAUAUGUAAAGUUCAAAUAAUCAAAAAAUCAAAUUAUAAUGCUAAUUAAAUUACUAAAAUUUUAUUCAUUUUACUUUUAAGGCGGAUGGUAAUAUAUUCUACACGCCAACGUGCUUCUUAAUGCUAAUAUGUACAUACAUGCAUACAUACAUGUAAACAGUAAAUGAAUUUUAAUUUGCAAUAAAGCUAAAAAAUAUAUAUUAUAUAACUAAUUCUUGAAAUAUACAUGAAGUACGUACAGCAAUUCGGAAUUUUAGAAACUAACGGAAAAAACCAAUUAUUUUGUCCCUUCAGUAGAAAUAGAAAAAUAAUUGUUGCGUACAAACGUUUGUGAAAUGACGAACAACAAAUGGUGUUUUCAGUAAUAUUUUAAAUUGAGAGUACACAUACAUACAUAUAUAAAAUACAAGUGCUUUGUCAAUAUAUUUAUAGUUAUAUUCUGAAAUUUCGUUAAGUUGCAAUUUAUUUACUGUUAUGCAAUACAAAAACAAUUUAUUUGCAAUAUUAGUGCACCUUAUUUUUACUAAUCAAUUAUUUAGCAUUCGAUAAUUUCGGUUAUGAGAAUAGUGUUUUAUUAUUCCCACUUUUAUAAUAUUAAAUAUUUGGAAGCAAGCCUCCAAAACAAGAUUGCUUUCGAUUAGUUGUUGUUAUCUUUAAGACAGCAUUUAAGUGACAUUUUUUCUCUUAAUCAAUCCUAAAAUUUAGUGAAAUUAAUGUUGUAAGCAAUUUUUAGGAAAUAAAAGAAAAAUUAAGAAAUUA